UUGAUGUAUAUGGUGAGGCAAUAAUUAUGUUGGUCAGCUCCAGUGGGUCGACAGCAUACUUUUGUACAUAGUACUUUGGGGUUAUACAGCCAAACGGUGUAUUAUUUCGUUAAAAAGGUGGGAGAGUCACAAUAUUUCGACGCAACAUGAAAAUGGAAGGAAAAUAAAAGAAUGGUGUUGAAAUACAAAUGGCCACUGCCAGCGUUAUACUUAAGUACACACGCACUCUGGUCGCGCGGGUUAUGUCUGCGAGCGCAGCAUAGAUUUCACGUCACGAGCCAUAUCAGUAGCUGUAGGAGGGCAGCAGCAGCAGCAAUAGCAGCGGUGGCAGCGUUGUUCGUUUAGUGGGUAUCGGUGGUGGUGGCCAGCAAUUUUGCUCUCAAUCGCGUUCCAUUUCUGUAUCUACGCGGUAGCGGAUUUUCGAUUCCUCAAUGAAUCGGCUGGCGACGUUUUCUCUAGUGUAGCAAAGCGAUUUGUGCGUCGUGUCUCGGAAAAAUGUGAUUAUUACGUUUUAAAAGAAAUAAGUGAUAAGCAUUAAAAAGUAAUUGCAAUUUCAGCAACUUAUUUUCAAAUUAUAACAGUGCGUUGUGUUUUUGUAUUCGGAUUACACCUUCUUUGUGUGACGGUUUGUGCUGCAAGAAAUUCACCAUAGCUUAUUCGCAAAGUGAAGUGUCAUAUUGUUGGUGGUUUGUGUGUCAAGUUUUGAUACACACAAAAACAUACAUACGAAUUCUUUAGUGUAACUGCAAUUUGUAGUGAUUUCCACCGAGUAGCAGUACCAACAAUCAUUUGCCAUAUUUCUGCAAUUCGUUUGGUUUACUAUCUUUUCCAGGCACUUACUUGCCCAACCGUAGUACCAAAGUAAUAUACUUCAAUAGUGAAAAAACUACGCCUGUCUUGGGUGCUUUUGUGCUGCGUCGUCGUUUUCGUGUCAAGUUCGGUUGUUUAGUUGUAACUACUUCGACAAAGUGGUCCGCAUCUUGAAGUGCGAAAUAUUUGUGGUAAAAGUGCGUUGAAGUUUUAUGCCAAAAUUUGCUCAAAUGCAGAAAUAAAAUAAAUGAAAAGUGUUAUUCAUGCAUUGCCACUGCUUAAAAGUGUAAAAAUAUUUUAAUUUUCAUUAAAUUACAUGCAUAUUAUCUCACACAAUUUUUUACAAGUGAAAAAAUUGCUAGUGGAACGGUCAAUUGCCAAUAAACAAGGAUAACUGUGCAUCGCAGUUUGCUUUCGUCUUUGUUUUUCAAAGUAAUAACAAAUGAUUGGUAAAGCUUAGAGAUUUUUGCAAAUUGCACAACAAAAUUAAAGGCCAAACUUCGAACUAAAUUUCUAUAAAAUCAAAACUCAUUAACGAAAACGCCAAGUUUUUCAUAUCGAUUUAAUGCAUGAGCGCGCAUUAAAUUUCUUACAGCAGAAACUAAGCGAUUACUACAGCAACAACAACAACAUCUAUAUUAAAGUGAAAUAAUUAUAGAGAUUCAUAGUAUUGAUGAAGGCCCGCGAACACCUUUCGUAAAAGCAACUCAACCAACGCAUACAUACAUAAAUUAAGGUGUUGGUGCAGGAAAGAAAGGAACUCUUGAACACGACGAGCAAAUCGUAUUGUAAGUCUGCGCGCCUAAAUCUAUGCAAACAAUAUCUAACAAAUAGUCUAAAGUCACACGCACGCACACACACAGAAAACGCUCGCUCGUAUUUGUGGUAAUUCUUGUUGUUGUUGAUGGUGGUGGUGUUGAUGGUGCUUUUUGUACGUGUUAGUGCAUUUUAACCCCCUGAAAAAAGAAAACUAAAGCGGAGGGAAACCACAUUCACCCAAGUUUCGAACCGAAAAUCUGCCAUGGGUGCAAAUGUAUCGCAGCUGGAGCGUGAGAUCGGCUCCGACCUCUUUCCGGCCAACGAGCAUUACUUUGGUUUGGUAAAUUUCGGCAAUACCUGCUAUAGCAACUCUGUGCUGCAGGCGCUCUACUUCUGCAAGCCUUUCCGCGAGAAGGUGCUCGAAUACAAGGCGAAGAAUAAGCGCCCCAAAGAGACGCUACUCUCUUGCUUAGCCGAUCUAUUCUAUAACAUUGCCACGCAGAAGAAAAAAGUCGGUUCGAUCGCACCGAAGAAGUUCAUUGCACGCCUGCGCAAAGAGAAGGAGGAAUUCGACAAUUACAUGCAACAGGAUGCGCACGAGUUUCUCAAUUUCCUAAUCAAUCAUAUUAACGAGAUCAUUUUGGCCGAGCGGCAUGCCAGCAAGAAUGGUGCCAAUUUUAAUGGUAGCGGCAAUGUUGGCGGCGUCACCUCCACUGCCAGCAAAUCGUCCUCGUCUACCAGCACAUCGACAACUGCCUCGAAUUCAACGUCCAACGGCACCUGCACCAAUUCAUCCGGCUCGCUAAACGGUGUCGGCGUCGGCAUUGGUAUUGGCGAUAGCGCCUCGACGCCAACGCAAUCGAAUGCGGCCAAUACCGAACCCACGUGGGUGCAUGAAAUCUUUCAAGGCAUACUAACGUCGGAGACACGUUGCCUCAAUUGCGAGACCGUUAGUAGCAAAGAUGAGAAUUUCUUUGAUCUACAAGUCGACGUUGAUCAGAAUACCUCGAUUACGCAUUGCUUGCGUUGCUUUAGUAACACCGAAACCCUGUGUUCGGACAACAAAUUCAAAUGCGAUAACUGCUGCAGCUAUCAGGAGGCACAAAAGCGCAUGCGCGUCAAAAAGCUACCAAUGAUAUUGGCGCUGCAUUUGAAGCGCUUCAAGUAUAUGGAGCAAUUUAAUCGCCACAUUAAGGUCUCACAUCGCGUCGUGUUCCCACUGGAGCUGCGUUUGUUCAACACGUCGGACGAUGCCGUCAAUCCGGAUCGUUUGUACGAUCUUAUGGCCGUGGUUAUACACUGUGGAUCGGGUCCGAAUCGCGGUCAUUACAUUAGUAUUGUGAAAAGUCAUGGGCUCUGGCUGUUGUUCGACGAUGAUAUGGUCGAUAAAAUUGAGGCUUCAACCAUCGAGGAUUUCUACGGUCUGACAUCGGAUAUACAGAAGUCCUCGGAGACGGGUUAUAUAUUGUUCUAUCAAUCGCGCGACUGUGCGUCAUCGUAGAGCGCCCAAGCGUACGUUCAAAUUAUGCAAGAUGCUAUGUAUUUAUGGAAACGUUUGUGAAAGUAGCUACUCAUGAAUUUAUAGAAUACAACAAUUAUUGUUUAGCGUAAGGCUUUUGAAAUCAAUGUAGCUUUCAGAAAUCUCUGAGAAGCGAAGAUGUAUGUAUUGUAGUUUUAGGUUAUGCUUAACUGUUAAGUUGAUUUAUUGCUUUGGGGUCUUUUACAAAAUGUAUCGCUGCUGCAAAGUUGCUGCACAGCUCUUAUCGUAGCAUACCUUUAGGAUGUGUUGCGCGUAAAAUCGUAAUUUUUCGGGCUCAGUCGUUUGUAUAAUUUCUAUAAAUAAACAAUAAUAAUUUUAAAAUAAUAAAGUAGGUGUCACCGUGCAUGCAAUACACUUUUUAAACAAAAAUGUGUGUCAUUCAUCCUGAAGGUAUGCAACAUAACUUUUGCUGCUUAGUAGAUUGCCUGCGGAGCUUUCGGUUUGAGCGUUGGUGCAUGCAGCGCUGUUACAUUUUGUUACGUUUAAAAUAUAUUCGCACUUUCUCUUCAAAUAUUUAGUUAAAUUUAUAUCUUUAUCAUGCCAAUACUCGUUGGCGCAGUUAAAUAAUGAAAUUCUGAGUGCGAGCGAGUUUCAAUAAAAUUCUAUAUAUUUAUAUAUUUAUUAAAAAAAAUGUACUCUAAUAGUUUUUAUUGCAAUUAAUUAUUUGCUGUUAUCGAUUAUUGUAUAAUUAUGAAACAAGAAUUGUAAUCGUUUUCGAUUAAUCAUGUUUAGUUAGUUUUUAUUAUAAUUCAAUAGUAUGCUUUUAACUAAAAAAUUAGUUUAUUUCAAUUAAAAUAUAUAUACAUACAUACAUAUGUUACAGAAUCUGCUAUACGCAUAGGCUACAUACAAAUAUUAUUGUCCAUCAUGUUUUAUUUAAGUGAACAAAAAUUAUAAAAAUAAUAUUUUAGAUUAGUUUCAAAGCUAUGCUAGUAACUAGUUGCAUAUAUCUCUAUUGCUAAAUAUUAUACAUACACCCAUACAUAUUAAAUAAAAAUGUUGAAAACGGUCAAAUAA
Molecule: messenger RNA, 4126 nt
Organism: Bactrocera dorsalis (oriental fruit fly)
Lineage: Eukaryota; Metazoa; Arthropoda; Insecta; Diptera; Tephritidae
Gene: Usp12-46
Product: ubiquitin carboxyl-terminal hydrolase 46
Exons: 3
Coding region: 1832-3070 (412 amino acids)
Biological process (GO): protein deubiquitination
Cellular component (GO): nucleus; cytosol
Molecular function (GO): cysteine-type endopeptidase activity; cysteine-type deubiquitinase activity
Source: RefSeq, a predicted model, not a curated record